Molecule: messenger RNA, 25276 nt
Organism: Coregonus sp. 'balchen'
Lineage: Eukaryota; Metazoa; Chordata; Actinopteri; Salmoniformes; Salmonidae
Source: the annotation of a GenBank genome assembly
GAGAAACGACUUUCGAACCUUUGGCGGUUGAUUGGGAUUUGUUUGGUGCUUGCCUGAAGCCAGCUAGGUUGGAUGUGAAUAACUUUUAAAAACUUGGCAAGUGAGCUGACGCAUUAACAUGGAUUCAACUAUGUCGAAACUUCUUGUUGGGCUAUCAGUCAACAUCCAACGAAGCGAUGGUAAGCUAAUUUAGCUAGCUAAAGGAAUUGUUAGCUAGCUUUGUUUAUUUAACUUGUUAGUGUUACAGUUAGCCAGAUUUGCCUCCCAAAUUAUUUACAUAGCUAAUAUGAACAUUACUUAGCUAUGUAACGUUAGCACUUAUUUGUUGUAAUACACAGUAACUUUAACGCAUGUCAUUAAGUUCUACGUUAAUAAGUUACAAUCGAAAAAGGCAUUGUUAUUGGUGCAUGCGUGGUUAACGUUGUGGUGUUGAUUAGCUGCUAGUAGGCAUAACUAACUAUAUAGGAUAAUUAAGCAAUUUUUUGAUUUGUUUUUACUAGUUAUGGCCGUUGUAGUACUAAAGUUAGGUGACCUAACGUUACACUAAACAAAAAUAAUUGCAACAUGUAAAGUGUUGGUCCCAUGUUUCAUGAGCUGAAAUAAGAUCCCAGGCAUUUUCCAUGUGCACAGAAAGCUUAUUUCUCUCAUGUUGUGCACAAAUGUGUUUACAUCCAUGUUAGUGAGCAUUUCUCCUUUGCCAAGAUAAUCCAUCCACCUGACAGGUGUGGGAUAUCAAGAAGCUGAUUUAAAAAGCAUGAUCAUUACACAGGUGCACCUUGUGCUGGGGACAAUAAAAGGCCACUCUAAAAUGUGCAGCUUUGUCACACAACACAAUGCCACAGAUGUCUCAAGGUUUGAGGGAGCGUGCAAUUGGCAUGCUGACUGCAGGAAUGUCCACCAGCGCUGUUGCCAGAGAAUGUAAUGUUAAUUUCUCUACCAUAAGCCGCCUCCCAUGUCGUUUCAGAGAAUUUGUCAAUACGUCCAACCGGCCUCACAACCGCAGACCAUGUGUAACCACGCCAGCCCAGGACCUCCACAUUCGACUUCUUCACCUGCGGGAUCGUCCAAGACUAGCCACCUAAACAAGAAUUUCUGCACAAACUGUCUCAGGGAAGCUCAUCUGCGUCCUCGUCGUCCUCACCAGGGUCUUGACCUGACAUCAGUUUGGUGUCGUAACCGACUUCAAUGGGCAAAUGCUCACCUUCGAUGGCCACUGGCACGCUGGAGAAGUGUGCUCUACACGGAUGAAUCCCGGUUUCAACUGUACCGGGCGAGCGGUUUGCUGAUGUCAACAUUGUGAACAGAGUGCACCAUGGUUUAGUUAUGGUAUGGGCAGGCAUAAGCUAUGGACAACGAACACAAUUGCAUUUUAUUCGAUGGCAAUUUGAAUGCACAGAGAUACUGUGACGGGAUCCUGAGGCCCAUUGUCGUGCCAUUCAUCCGCCGCCAUCACCUCGUGUUUCAACAUGAUAUCAAAUGAAAUUGUAUUUGUCACAUGCAUGUGUUUAGCAGAUGUUAUUGCGAGUGUAGCGAAAUGCUUGUACUUCUAGCUCCUACAGUGCAGUAAUAUCUAACAAUUUCACAUAUACACACAAAUCUAAGUAAGGAAUGGAAUUUAAGAAUAUAUACAUAUUUUAGUCAUUUAGCAGACGCUCUUAUCCAGAGCAAUUAGGGUUAAGUGCCUUGCUUAAGGGCACAUCAACAGAUUUUUCACCUAGUCGGCUCUGGGAUUAGAACCAGGUUGAAAAUGUCAGCGGAGCCGGUGUAGUACGAUUCAAUCUUGGUCCUGUAUUGACGCUUUGCCAGUUUGAUGGUUUGUCGGAGGUCAUAGCGGGAUUUCUUAUAGGUGUCCGGGUUAGAGUCCCGCUCCUUGAAAGCGGCAGCUCUACCCUUUCGCUCAGUGCGGAUGUUUCCUGUAAUCCAUGGCUUCUGGUUGGGGUAUGUACGUACGGUCACUGUGGGGACGACAUCAUCGAUGCACUUAUUCAUGAAGCCAGUGACUGAUGUGGUGUACUCCUCAAUGCUAUUGAAAGAAUCCCGGAACAUAUUCCAGUCUCUGCUAGCAAAACAGUCCUGAGCUUAGCAUCUGCGUCAUCUGACCACUUCCGUAUUGAGCGAGUCACUGGUACUUCCUGCUUUAGUUUUUGCUUGUAAGCAGGAAUCGGGAGGAUAGAAUUAUGGUUAGAUUUGCCAAAUGGAGGGUGAGGGUGAGUUUUGUAUGCGUCUCUGUGUGUGGAGUAAAGGUGGUCUAGAGUUUUAAUUUUUUUCUCUCCUCUGGUUGCACAUUUAACAUUCUGGUAGAAAUUAGGUUUAAGUUUCCCAUGCAUUAAAGUCCCCGGCCACUAGGAGCGCCACCUCUGGAUGAGCAUUUUCUUGUUUGCUUAUGGCCUUAUACAGCUCGUUGAGUGCGGUCUUAGUGCCAGCAUCGGUUUGUGGUGGUAAAUAGACAGCUACGAAAAAUAUAGAUUGACUCUCUUGGUAAAUAGUGUGGUCUACAGCUUAUCAUGAGAUACUCUAGCUCAGGCGAGCAAAAUCUUGAGACUUCCUUAAUGUUAGAUUUCUUGCACCAGCUGUUAUUUACCAAUAUACACAGACCGCCACCCCUUGUCUUACAGGAGGCAGCUGUUCUAUCUUGCCGAUGCACCGAAAAUCCUGCCAGCUGUAUGUUAUCCAUGUCGUCGUUCAGCCACACUCGGCGAAACAUAAGAUAUUACAGUUUUUAAUGCCAUUAAACUCUGUAAUUGCUUUAAAGUCACCAUUGGCCUCAUGGUGAAAUCCCUGAGCUGUUUCCUUCCUCUCCAGCAACUAAAUUAGGAAGAACGCCUGCAUCUUUGUAGUGACUGGGUGUAUUGAUACACCAUCCAAAGUGUAAUUAAUAACUUCACCAGGCUCAAAGAGAUUUGUCUGCUUUUUUUAUUUUUACCCAUCUACCAAUAGGUGCCCUUCUUUGAAAGGCAUUAGAAAACCUCCCUGGUCUUUGUGGUUGAAACUGUGUUUGAAAUUCACUGCUCAACUGAGGGACCUUACAGAUCAUUGUAUGUGUGGGUUACAGAGAUGAGGUAGUCAUUCAAAAAUCACGUUAAACACUAUUCCACAAAGUGAGUCCAUGCAAUUUAUUAUGUGACUUGUUAAGCACAUUAUUACUCCUGAAUUUAUUUAGGCUUGCCAUAAGGGGUUGAAUACUUAUUGACUCGAUGUUUCAGCCUUUCAUUUUUAAGGAAUUUGUAAAAAAUUGUAAGAACAUAAUUACACUUUGAAAUUAGGGGUUAUUGUGUGUAGGCCAGUGAGAGAACAUCUCCAUUUAAUCAAUUUAAAAUUCAGGCUGUAACACAACAAAAUAUAGAAAAAGUAAAGGGGUGUGAAUACUUUCUGAAGGCAUUGUAGCUCUGGUCCAGGGCAUUGCUGUGGCCUAGCUAACGGGGUGUAAUUUACAUGAUAUUACUGACUUCUAAAUGUCUUUACAGGGCGAGUGCAUCCUGCAAACGUCAAAUCUGUGGAUUCCACAAAGAGAACUGUGAUGGUUGAAUGGUUUGAGAAAUCUGUAUGCAGGGGAAAAGAGGUAAGUAGCUCGAGAGAGACAAGUGCCUUAUCUAUGUUACAGAUAUUGGACUAAACGCCACUCCGUGGUGAACUUCCUUCACCGUGGAGUUUAGUCCGUUAUGUUAGAGUACAAUUCAACAAGUGUCAUGAUUAUGCAUUUUGCAUCGUCACACUUUUUUGCUUUGUACCAGAAGUGCUCCAUCUUGAGAACUUUACUGCUGACAUGCACAAUUUCUUGCGACCAUAUCAACAGUGCAAUAAUUAACAAAAUACUAAUGGAUGUUUUUGUUAUGGACUCAAGUGAUCCGGAUGGCAAUAGUUGCAUCUUUCAUAGAUCUAUCUAUGCGCUGUAAGUCUUGUCAACUGAAACUGGUGAUUGUUGACAUACUACUAUUCCUGCUCUUUAGCUCGAAAUGAAUGAAUUAUGGCCCCUGAACGAAGCACUUUUUGAGCACAUGAAACCAACUAGUACAUCUGCUCCUCCAGAGAAGGUAAGCAUACUCUAGGGAUGGGCCUAGGAACUUGAGGUUCAAAGUGCAUUCAAUUUGAAAGUUUGUGGUCCUAACAUCAGGAGCAAUGUUUACAUGUGUGAUUUUAUUUUCUCCAGAAAUAUGAAAGCCGUCUCCGUUCAUCCAGGAUCCCUGCUCCUUCCAUUCGUAAGUGAUUUUGCCUAGUUCUAGUAUGUCUUAGAAGUGUGUUUCAUUGGUGUGUGUGAUGGUUAAUUAUGGAUAUUUCCUUCAUAAGCUUCUGCUCCAGCGGGUCCUCCUGAGGAGACAGGUUUGCAUACAAUGCAUGUUCUUCUCAAAGCAAAUCAAAUGCUAAAUCACUUUAUAUGAGAUGGAAUCACAUCAUAUAGGCCUAUUUCCCUGCACACUUAGGCUGUUUACACAGGCAACCCAAUUCUGAUCUUCUGCCACUAAUUGGUCUUUUGACCAAUCAGAUCUUCAGUCACUAAUUUGUCUUUUGACCAAUCAGAUCAGAUUUCUUGCCAAUAAUUGGGCAAAAUAUCAGAAUGGGGCUGCCUGUGGGCAGCCUUAUACCUUGAUUUGAAGAUACAGGCCAUUAUGUGACUCCAUCUUCAGGUGCACAAUCAUUUUACUCUUAUCUUUACUUACUUGUGCACAAUAACUUUACUCAUUGAUUAACUAAUGUAGAGUAUACUAUACUGUUUCAACUAGAAUGCAAAUAGUUUUCCAAUAGUUCCAGACACUUGUAGAAUCUAUGCCAAAGGGCAUUGAAGCUGUUCUGGCGUCUCAUGGGGGCCCAACGCUCUAUUAAGACAAUUUGUUGGUGUUUCAUCUAUUUUGACAGUUACCUGUAAACUAUACUGUUUCCUACUAUACUGAACAAAAAUAUAAACGCAACAUGCAACAAUUUCAACGAUUUUAUCUGAGUUACAGUUCAUAUUAGGAAAUCAGUCAAUUGAAAUAAAUUCAUUAGGUCCUAAUCUAUUGAUUUCACAUGACUGGGCAGGGGCACAGCCAUGGCCCAUCCACUGGGGAGCCAGGCCCAGCCAAUCAGAAUAUUUUUCUGCCACAAAAGGCCUUUAUUUCAGACGAAAUACUCCUCAGUUUCAUGAGCUGUCCGGGUGGCUUAUCUCGGCAAAGAAGCCGAAUGUGCUGGCGUGGUCUACGGUUGUGACACCGGUUGGACGUACUGCCAAAUUCUCUAAAAUGCUGUAGGCAGCUUAUGGUAGAGAAAUGAACAUUCAAUUAUUUGGCAACAGCUCUGGUGGACAUUUCUGCAGUCGGCAUGCCAAAUGCACGCUCCCUCAAGUUGAGACAUCUGUGGCAUUGUUGUGUGACAAACUGCACAUUUUAGAGGGGCCUUUUAUUGUCCCCAGCACAGGGUGCACCUGUGUAAUGAUCAUGCUGUUUAAUCAGCUUCUUGAUGUGCCACACCUGUCAGGUAGAUGGAUUAUCUUGGCAAAGGAGAAAUGCUCACUAACAGGGAUGUAAACACAUUUCUGCACAAAAUUGUGCGUAUGAAAACAUUUUAAUAAAAUGUGCGUAUGGAACAUUUCUGGGAUCUUUUAUUUCAGCUCAUGAAACCAACACUUUACAUCAGGGUUCUUCAAUUCCGGUCAUGGAGGGCCGAACCAACUUUCUGUUUUGAUUCUUACCUGGUAGUUAAUUGCACUCACCUGGUGUCCCAGUUCUGAAGUAGCCCUGAUUAGAAGGAUGAGGAUGAAAAACAGAGGUGUUUCGGCCCUCCAGGACCGGAAUUGAAGAACCCUGCUUUACAUAUUGCGUUUAUAUUUUUGUUCAGUAUAGAAUGCCAUUUUGUGACAAAAGGUUCCUUAUGUGAUGGGUUCCAAAAUAUUCAAACUAUAUAGACAUAUUUAUACGGUAAAUUGACCCUAGGCAGUUUGCUUAAGGGUACUAGCACUCUUUCUAGUGAAAUGGAUCUUAUUUCUUAACAUACUAGUAGUUAGGUGUUCUUGGUUGUUUCCACAAACACACCACAACUCCUUCUAAAAGCACUAAAGUGGUUCCCAAAGCUACUGUCUGCUUUUCUCUUUUUAACACGGCACUGUUUCUGCUUCAUCUCUGUUUUACAGCUUAUGUUGAAAUCAAAAGUAAUGUAUUUGCUGCAAUUCUCAUUGAUUAUGGCAUGCCAGAUUCACCCAACUAAAAUUGAACACUGAUUAUUAGUGGUGGUAUGAAGGAGCUGGCCAGCUGUUUAGUAGGACUACAUAUAAAUCAUUAUAUUUCUAUGGUUUGGUGUCUAGUGUUGGGAUCAGUAGGAUGAUGAACAGGAGUUAUUAAUCACACCAAAGCUACUUCAUUUAACUAUAGUGGUAAAUGUGCUAAAUGUACACCUUUCCUCUCAGUUCCACUUCCAAGAAAGUCUACACGGCAGACAUGCUUGUUCCAGACCCCUGCUCCUGUCUCUGAGCCUGCUGCUAAGACUAAGCAUGACUCCCUGUCUUCAGAGUAUCCUCCCUCUGUCCUCAAAGCUUCAGGUGGGGGGUGCAUCUAUGAUUUCUGAUGUAUUGCCUUUCACCUAUAGCCUGGUCCCAGAUCUGUUUGUGCUCUUGGCAACUCCAUUGCAGUCAUUGUCAAGCCUUUGUUUGGCGUGAGAAGGAGUUGGCAUGAUGGCAUAAACAUACUGGCAUAAUUUAUCCCAUUACCCACUGAAUGCUUCACUCAGUGACUCGGAGACCUCUUGAUAUUCACCUUUGUCAUCCUGCUUCAUUUUCCAGGUGUGCCCAACCGAGAGGGGAAGAGGAACAAUCAGAGACAGACUGCUGUCCUGCCUCCAGUCAACGAGGACCUAAAGGAGAAUGAGGCCAAGAGUGUCUCCUCAGUCACCUCAAGUGAGCUUUAGGAACUUUGAGUCACACACAUCACUAUGUUUAUCGCCCUGGGCCUGUAUUUUUUAAUUGCCUCGGAAGAGGAGUUCUGAUCUAGGAUCAGUUUAGCCUUAUAGAUCACAAUGAAUAAGAUUAAAUAGACCUAGAUCCUAGUCUGAGAUGCCCUGCUAUCUUUGAGUAUCUUCAUCUCAUUAGAUAUCUUCACUCUUUCAGGCAGACGGAGAUCAGUGCUACCCCAAGACAUGAGCAAACCAGUGUACAAAAGAUUGUCCCAUGCAGUCAAGAGCUCUGACAUGGUGCCCAAGAAAGGAAAAGUAAGAGAAUUGAUCACAAAUGAGACAGUGGUCGUGUCUGAAUACCCAUAUUAGUGUACUAAAUAGUAUGUGAAAAUAUAGUAUGUGAAAUCUCGCGUUGACUCCCGCCAUUUGUUAAUUUUGGUAGAGCGCGUCAAUUCAUCUGAUUAUCAGCUGUUGUCAAACACGUGAGUUGGAAAAGACGAGUGAAUUCUACUAGAUCAAACACCGAAAUGAGUAUGCAGUUUAAGUAUGUAGUACUCUAGUAUGGGUAUUCGGACACGGCCACUGUUUGUUUGUUUACCUGGUACUACUGGCCCAUGUCCUGUGUUAAUUCAUCUUUUUGUAGAUGCAUACUAGUAGGUAUAUCGGACUUACUGUCAAUUUCCCCUUUUAUUUUCAUUUGAAGCUGAGAACACAGUAAAAGCCUUUACUAAUGUAUUGGCAAUAUUAAAUACUACUACCAUCACUUUCUCCAAUACAUGUAUUUCUGUUCCCUGUAGUUUGAAGACUCAAACCGACCGAACAAGCAGUUUUACCAGAUGAUUGAAGAGUUCAGAGAGACCUUGGAAGUACUUCCUUUAUCUCCAUCUGAUACGGUAAGAUGGAGGACAAGUGUUGAAAUGUGGAAGGCUAUUCAUAACUAGUGUUUAUCAGAUAUGUAAUGUUCUUUUUGGUCCACAGGUUGAAGCUCAUAGAAUCUGUGUGUGCGUUCGCAAGCGUCCUCUCAACAAUAAAGGUUACUUUUAACUGACCAAACUAAGACUCUUAUCUGACUUACCUGUAUCCACCAACCUGCUUCUCAAGUCCUCUUUAAUGUUGACUUUCUAUGUGUGGUUGACUUAGAGGUGACUAAGAAAGAGAUUGAUGUGGUGUCUAUCCCUGGUAAUGGAACGAUGCUCCUUCAUGAGGCCAAGCAGAAAGUGGAUCUGACAAAGUACCUUGACAACCAGGUCUUCCAUUUUGACUACUCCUUUGACGAGUCAUCCACCAAUGACUUAGUGUACAGGUAUUCACAUUUUAUUGAUUUCUAAACAAUAUUGUGUUCAGUUUUUCUCUAUCAGGGUUAUUUUACAAUUUACUGAUAAAAAAAUAAAAACUUUCUGUUCAAAUACCCUUUGCAAGUAUGUUCUCUUGUAUGACGUUUGUUGGUUGUAUCAUCAUUACUGUUUUCGCAAGAUGGUUAUAUACCAAUAUUUUUCACUGGUAGGUUCACUGCCAAGCCUCUUGUCCAGACCAUCUUUGACGGAGGGAUGGCAACUUGUUUUGCUUACGGACAAACUGGAAGUGGUAAAACUCACGUAAGUCUUUCCCUUUACCUGACAGGCUGACACUAUAGCAGUUUUGUCUUAAAAUCCACCAGAUUUUUUUUAACAUGUCAUGUAAAGUUUGUACCUAUCUUUUACCCUAUUCAGACAAUGGGAGGAGAUUUUUCAGGGAAGAGCCAGAACAGCGCCAAAGGGAUCUAUGCCAUGGCAGGUAAUUCAUUGUCUACUUGCCAAUGGCUUCAACAACAUUACAUUUUUAGCUUAAGUUAUUAGGGAUGUAAUGAUUCACCGAUACGCAUCAGUCUCCGGUUCAAAUGUUUAAGACAUGAGUGCUUUGUUUAUUUAUUUUUUGGUACUUGUCUUACCUUUUUACUGCACUGUUAGGAGCUAGAACCACAAGCAUUUCGCUGCACCCGCUAUAACAUCUACUAAACUGUUUAAGCGAGCAAUAAAAGUAUUUGAUUUGGAAAUAUUUUGAUAGUCCUAGAUAUUUCUGAGAUCAGUACUAAGGAAUAGAUCUGUCCACCUCACAUAUUAGAUGCAAAGAAAAAGGUUAUGUACGUGAAGGUUAUGUAAAUAACCUUUACUUAGGCCAUACUUCCAUGAUGUCUUUCAGUGUCUUGUAACUCCUUGUUCCUCUUUGUUCUUCAGCUCAGGAUGUGUUCGCCCUCCUGAAGCAGAGGAGAUAUUCCAGUCUGGACCUGUGUCCCUAUGUGACCUUCUUUGAGAUCUACAACAGCAUGGUGCGAAGGAAACGCUCAUAGUGCUCCUCAAGCAGCUUGGUGGUUUGGAUGGUUGACAUGUUUUGUUGGUGGAGAAUCCAUGAUAAUAGGACAAAAGUUUAGAGAAGACUAAUUUGACAUUUUGCUAACACACUUGCUUACUCUCCUCAGGUAUUUGAUUUGCUGAACAAGAAGGCCAAGCUGAGAGUGCUAGAGGAUGAGAAACAACAGGUCCAGGUGGUCGGCCUGCAGGAGAUGUACGUGUCGUGUGCUGAAGACGUCAUCAAGAUGAUUGAGAUGGGCAGUGCAUGCAGGUACACAUUUUUUAUUUUUUUACUCCAACCAGGGUGUGUUCAGUGAGGUGAAACGCUCAGAACUUUACAGAUAGAAGUGUAAUGAAUAUGGUUGACAUUACUACCUAUUCUACUUGAUAGACAAUCAUAUCUGUUCUACAUUAUACAUUUCUAUCUGAAUGUUCUGUAACAUUGCACCCUCCUGAACAGGCCCCUUGUCUUUCUCUCCUGACUUUGUCAACCAUAUGUGUUGUGUUCUUGGUUGUUUUUUUUUGACAAAUAUGGGCCCAAUAUCUUUCUCAGAAGAGGAAAGAAAAGCAGCACACUGGCAUUGGAGCGCUGCUCAUCUUUUCUCUAAGUGUUCUACUCCGCCAACCCAGGUGGGCGUUUUCCUGUCUCCAGACUGACCAAUAUCCAGGGUGAAAGUAGAUGUAAUUUCUUCCUGGUACGGGACCUCCUGUGUGUGCACCAAAAAAUGUAUCGUGGCAUUGCGGCCCCCCUCCUAUCCUCCUAGCUAAACUAUAAUAGUGUAGGCUACAGCAGGGCCGGCAGUAGGUUUGGCAUUGGGCCUAUUUUUUUUCUCACCUAAUAGUUGGCAGAACAACAUAAUUGUAGCCCAAUUCAUAUGCCUGUGCUACAAAUUUAAACAACUUUUAACACAUCUGGUUAGUAGGCUAUAUAAAUCACUUAAAUAUCAAUAACAUAUCCUAAUAUUUUCAAUCUGAUUACACUGAUAAAAUCUUAAAUCAUUUAAACAUCUUUUCUCAGAAAGUGGAAAGCUCAAUUAAUAGGGACAAAAGAUAAGUCACAUUUUUGUCUCGAAUAUUGAAUCCCGCAGCUCAGCUUCAGAAUGUCAUAGAAACUAAUCAAUAUAUCCCCAUAUGCAUCAGUCACAUCUUUGGUUUUAAAGCUUCUGUCUAGCAUAAUGCAUCACGGAUUUAAGCAUUGUUAUAGAACACUUUUGUAUUUUAUUAUGGAUCCCCAUUAGCUGCUGUCAAGGCAGCAUCUACUCUUCCUGGGGUUCAGCAAAAUUAAGGCAGUUAUACAUUUACAAUACAUUCAUAACAGAUUUCACAACAUAUUAAGUGUAUGCCCUCAGGCCUCUACUCUACUACCACAUCUAUAACACAAUCCAUGUGUACGUGUGUAUAGUGCGUAUGUUAUCGUGUGUUUGUAUGCAUGUGUCUAUGUUUGUGUUGCAUCACAGUCCCCGUUGUUCCAUAAGGUGUAUUUUUACCUGUUGUUUUUUUUCAAUCUGAUUCUACUGCUUGCAUCAGUUACCUGAUGUGGUAUAGAGUACCAUGUAGUCAUGGCUCUAUGUAGUACUGUGCGCCUCCCAUAGUCUGUUCUGGACUUGGGGACUGUGAAGAGACCUCUGGUGGCAUGUCUUGUGGGGUAUGCAUGGGUGUCCGAGCUGUGUGCCAGUAUUCCAAACAGACAGCUCGGUACAUUCAGCUUGUCGACACCUCUUACAAAAACAAGCAGUGAUGAAGUCAAUCUCUCUUCCACACUGAGCCAGGAGAGACUGACAUGCAUGUCAUUAAUGUUAGCUCUCCAUGUACUUUUAAGGGCCAGCCGUGCUGCUCUGUUCUGAGCCAACUGCAAUUUUCCCUAGUCCCUCUUUGUUGCACCUGACCACACUACUGAACAAUAGUCUAGGUGCGACAAAACUAGGGCCUGUAGGACCUGCCUUGUUGAUAGUGUUGUUAAGAAGGCAGAGCAGCGCUUAAUUAUGGACAUACUUCUCCCCGUCUUAGCUACUGUUGUAUCAAUAUGCUUUGACCAUGACAGUCUACAAUCCAGGGUUACUCCAGCAGUUUAGUCACCUCAACUUAUUCAAUUUCCACAUUAUUCAUUACGAGAUGUAGUUGAAGUUUAGGGUUUAGUGAAUGAUUUGACCCAAAUACAAUGCUUUUAGUUCUGGAAAUAUUCAGGACUAACUUAUUCCUUGCCACCCAUUCCGAAACUAACUUCAACUCUUUGUUAAGUGUUGCUGUAGUAGCUGAUGUGUAUAGUGUUGAGUCAUCCGCAUACAUAGACACACUGGCUUUACUCAAAGCCAGUGGCAUGUCGUUAGUAAAGAUGGAAAAAAGCAAGGGGCCUAGACAGCUGCCCUGGGGAAUUCCUGAUUCUACCUGGAUUAUGUUUGAGAGGCUUCCAUUAAAGCACACCCUCUGUGUUCUGUUAGACAAGUAACUCUUUGUCCACAAUAUAGCAGGGGGUGUAAAGCCAUAACACAUACGUUUUUCCAGCAGCAGCAGAUUUUGAUCGAUAAUGUCAAAAGCUGCACUGAAGUCUAACAAAACAGCCCCCACAAUUUUUUUUAGCAUCAAUUUCUCUCAGCCAAUCAUCAGUAAUUUGUGUAAGUGCUGUGCUUGUUGAAUGUCCUUCUCUAUAAGCAUGCUGAAAGUUUGUCAAUUUGUUUACAGUCAAAUAGCAUUGUAUCUGGUCAAACAGGUUUUUUCCGAUAGUUUACUAAGGGUUGGUAACAGGCUAACUGGUCGGCUGUUUGAGCCAGUAAAGAGUGCUUUAGUGUUCUUAGGUAGUGGAAUGACUUUUGCUUCCCUCCAAGCCUGGGAGCACACCCAUUCUAGUAGGCUUAAAUUGAAAAUAUAGCAAAUAGGAGUGGCAAUAUCGUCCGCUAUUAUCCUCAGCAAUUUUCCAUCCAAGUUCUCAGACCCCGGUGGCUUGUCAUUGUUAAUAGACAACAACAAUUUGUUCACCUCUUCCACACUCACUUUACGGAAUUCCAAAUUACAAUGCUUGUCUUUCAUAAUUUGGUCAGAUAUAUACUACCGUUCAAAAGUUUGGGGUCACUUAGAAAUGUCCUUGUUUUCGAAAGAGAAGCUAUUUUUUUUUGUCCUUUUUAAAAUAACAUAAAAUUGAUCAGAAAUACAGUGUAGGCAUUGUUAAUGUUGUAAAUGGCUAUUGUAGUUGGAAACGGCUGAAUUGUAAUGGAAUAUCUACAUAGGCGUACAGAGGCCCAUUUAUCAGCAACCAUCAGUCCUGUGUUCCAAUGGCACGUUGUGUUUGCUAAUCCAAAUUUAUCAUUUUAAAAGGCUAAUUGAUCAUUAGAAAACCCUUUUGCAAUUAUGUUAGCACAGCUGAAAACUGUUGUGCUGAUUUUAAAGAAGAAAUAAAACUGGCCUUCUUGAGACUAGUUGAGUAUCUGGAGCAUCAGCAAUUGUUGGUUCGAUUACAGGCUCAAAAUGGCCAGAAACAAAGAACUUUCUUCUGAAACUCGUCAGUCUGUUCUUGUUCUGAGAAAUGAAGGCUAUUCCAUGCGAGAAAUUGCCAAGAAACUGAAGAUCUCCUACAACGCUGUGUACUACUCCCUUCACAGAACAGCGCAAACUGGCUCUAACCAGAAUAGAAAGAGUGGGAGGCCCCGGUGCACAACUGAGCAAGAGGACAAAUACAUUAGUGUCGAGUUUGUGAAACAGACGCCUCACAGGUCCUCAACUGUCAGCUUAAUUAAAUAGUACCCGCAAAACACCAGUCUCAACGUCAACAGUGAAGAGGCGACUCCGGGAUGCUGACCUUUUAGGCAGAGUUGAAAAAAAAAAAAAAAACAUCUCAGACUGGCCAAUAAAAAUAAAAUAUUAAGAUGGGCAAAAGAACACAGACACUGGACAGAGGAAGAUUGGAAAAAAGUGUUAUGGACAGACUAAUCAAAGUUUGAGGUGUUCGGAUCACAAAGAAUAACAUUUGUGAGACGCAGACCAAAUUAAAAGAUGCUGGAGGAGUGCUUGAUGCCAUCUGUCAAGCAUGGUGGAGGCAAUGUGAUGGUCUGGGGGUGCUUUGGUGGUGGUAAAGUGGGAGAUUUGUACAGGGUAAAAGGGAUAUUGAAGAAGGAAGGCUAUCACUCCAUUUUGAAACGCCAUGCCCCAUACCCUGUGGACGGCGCUUGAUUGGAGCCAAUUUCCUCCUACAACAGGACAAUGACCCAAAGCACAGCUCCAAACUAUGCAAUAACUAUUUAGGGAAGAAGUAGUCAGCUGGUAUUCUGUCUAUAAUGAAGUGGCCAGCACAGUCACCGGAUCUCAACCCUAUUGAGCUGUUGUGGGAGCAGCUUGACCGUAUGGUACGUAAGAAGUGCCCAUGAAGCCAGUCCAACUUGUAGGAGGUGCUUCAGGAAGCAUGGGGUGAAAUCUCUUCAGAUUACCUCAACAAAUUGACAACUAGAAUGCCAAAGGUCUGCAAGGCUGUAAUUGCUGCAAAUGGAGGAUUCUUUGACGAAAGCAAAGUUUGAAGGACACAAUUAUUAUUUCAAUUAAAAAUAAUUAUUUCUAACCUUUUCAAUGACUACAUUUCCUAUUCUAACUCAUUUCAUGUAUGCUUUCAUGGAAAACAAGGACAUUUCUAAGUGACCCCAAUGGUAGUGUACUUGGAUGUGUAGUGUCAGCAAUUGUUGCUGGCAUGUUAUGCCUAAGUUUGCUGAUCUUGCCAAUGAAAAAAUUAUUAAAGUAGUUGGCAAUAGCAGUUGGUUUUGUGAUUGAAUGAGCAAUCUGAUUCAAUGAAUGAUGGAGCUGAGUUUGCCUUUUUUCCCAAAAUUGAUUUUAAGGCGCUCCAAAGCUUUUUACUAUCAUUAUUUAUGUCAUUUAUCCUUGUUUCAUAGUGUGUUUCUUCUUUUUAUUCAAUUUAGUCACAUGCCAAUCGGUUGUGCAGCCAGACUUAUUUGCCAUUCCUUUUGCCUCAUCCCUCUCAACCAUACAAUCUUUCAAUUCCUCAUCAAUCCACAGGGAUUUAAGUUUUUAGUCAUUUUCUUUAAAAGUGCUUUCAUCUCAAUCUUAAAUAAGCAUGCCCCAUUUAAAAAAAUUCAGAACUAAGAACAGAGAUAGCCCCUGGUUCUCCUCAGACUUGACUGCCCUUGACCAGCACAAAAACAUCCUGUGGCGUACUGCAUUAGCAUUGAAUAGCCCCCGCGAUAUGCAACUUUUCAGGGAAGUUAGGAACCAAUAUACACAAGCAAAGGCUAGCUUUUUCAAACAGAAAUUUGCAUCCUGUAGCACUAACUCCAAAAAGUUUUGGGACACUGUAAAGUCCAUGGAGAAUAAGAGCACCUCCUCCCAGCUGCCCACUGCACUGAGGCUAGGAAACACUGUCACUACCGAUAAAUCUACAAUAAUGGAGUAUUUCAACAAGCAUUUUGCUACGGCUGGCCGUGCUUUCCACCUGGCUACCACUACAUUUACAUUACAUUUUAGUCAUUUAGCAGACGCUCUUAUCCAGAGCGACUUACAGUUAGUGAAUACAUUAUUUAUUUAUUUUUAUACUGGCCCCCCGUGGGAAUCGAACCCACAACCCUGGCGUUGCAAACGCCAUGCUCUAUCAACUGAGCUACAUCCCUGACGGCCAUUCCCUCCCCUACCCUGGACGACGCUGGGCCAAUUGUGCGUCGCCCAUGAGUCUCCCGGUCGCGGCCGGCUGCGACAGAGCCUGGAUUCGAACCAGGAUCUCUAGUGACACAGUUAGCACUGCGAUGCAGUGCCUUAGACCACUGCGCCACUCAGGAGCUCACUACCCCGGCCACCAGCUCUGCACCCUCCGCUGCAACUUGCUGGUCAUGGGUGCACCUCAGCCACGCUCAAGGUCCUAAACGAUAUUAUAACCGCGAUCGAUAAUAGACAGUACUGUGCAGCCGUCUUCAUCGACCUGGCCAAGGCUUUCAACUCUGUCAACCACCGCAUUCUUAUUGGCAGACUAAAUAGCCUUGGUUUCUCAAAUGACUGCCUCGCCUGGUUCACCAACUACUUUUCAGAUAGAGUUCAAUGUGUCAAAUCGGAGGGCCUGUUGUCUGGACCUAUGGCAGUCUCUAUGGGGGUGCCACAGGGUUCAAUUCUCAGGCUGACUCUUUUCUCUGCUGGUGACUCUCAGAUCCACCUCUACGCAGACGACACCAUUUUGUAUACAUCUGGCCCUUCAUUGGACACUGUGUUAACAAACCUCCAAACGAGCUUCAAUGCCAUACAACACUCCUUCCGUAGCCUCCAACUGCUCUUAAACACUAGUAAAACUAAAUGCAUGCUCUUCAAUCGAACGCUGCUGGCACCCGCCCGCCCGACUAGAAUCACUACUCUCGGCGGGUCUGACCUAGAGUAUGUGGACAACUACAAAUACCUAGGUGUCUAGUUAGACUGUAAACUAUCCUUCGACUCACAUUAAGCAUCUCCAAUCCAAAGUUAAAUCUAGAAUCUGCUUCCUAUUUCGCAACAAAGCCUCCUUCACUCAUGCUGCCAAACAUACCCUCGUUAAACUGACUAUCCUACCGAUCCUUGACUUCAGCGAUGUCAUUUACAAAAUAGCUUCCAACACUCUACUCAGCAAAUUGGAUGUAGUCUAUCACAGUGCCAUCCGUUUUGUCACCAAAGCCCCAUAUACUACCCACCACUGUGACCUGUACGCUCUUGUUGGCUGGUCCUCACUACAUAUUCGUCGCCAAACCCACUGGCUCCAGGUCAUCUAUAAUCACUGCUAGGCAAAUCCCCGCCUUAUCUUAGCUCAUUGGUCACCAUAGCAACACCCACCCGUAGUAUGCGCUCCAGCAGGUAUAUCUCACUGGUCAUCCCCAAAGCCUACACCUCCUUUGGCCACCAUGCCUUCCAGUUCUCUGCUGCCAAUGACUGGAACGAACUGCAAAAAUCUCUGAAGCUGGAGACACUUAUCUCCCUCACUAACUUUAAGCAUCAGUUGUCAGAGCACCUUACCGAUCACUGCACCUGUACACAGCCCAACUGAAAUUAGCCCACCCAACUACCUCAUCCCCAUAUUGUUAUUUAUUUUUCUCAUUUGCACCCCAGUAUCUCUAUUUGCACAUCAUCUCUUGCACAUCUCUUGCACAUUUGCACUAUCAUUCCAGUGUUAAUACUAAAUUGUUAUUUUGCACUAUGGCCUAUUUAUUGCCUUACCUCCAUAACUUGCUACAUUUGCACACACUGUAUAUAUAUAUUUUCUGUUGUAUUUUUGACUUUGUUUUGUUUACCCCAUAUGUAUCUCUGUUGUUUUUAUCGCACUGCUUUGCUUUAUCUUGGCCAGGUCGCAGUUGUAAAUGAGAACUUGUUCUCAACUGGCUUACCUGGUUAAAUAAAGGUGAAAUAAAAAAAAUGGGUGCAUGCUUAUUAGUAACUGGAUUAAGCAAUUUCAUAAAUGUGUCAAGUGCAGUGUCUGUUUGCUCCUCAUUACACUCCACGGACCAACAUAUAUUCUUUACAUCAACAACAUAGGAAUCACUACAAAACGUAUUGUAUGAUCUCUUAUACACUAUAUUAGGCCCAGCCCAGCCUUUGGAACUUUGGUUUUCCUAGAUAUGGCUACUAUAUUGUGAUCACUACAUCCAAUGGAUUUGGAUACUGCUUUCAAACAAAUCUCUGCAGCAUUAGUAAAGAUAUGAUCAAUACUGUACUGUUUAUAACCACCCUGGUAGGUUGACUGAUAACCUGAACCAGGUUGCAGGCACUGGUUACGGUUUGAAGCUUUCUCUUGAGUGGGCAGCCUGAUGAAAGCCAGUCAAUAUUUAAAUCACCCAGAAAGUAUACACUUUAUAUUAUCUGGAUACUUUUUAUUUAUACAUAAAUAUAAAGUUAACAAUUGGUAGGCCUAUCCUUUUUGCCUUUUUCUUUAGAAAGGGUAUGGUAUACCCUCACUCAAUUUGAGCCCUGGUUUUAACCAAACACACCCAGUCCUUCUCAGACUAUACGGAGUGCAUGGUGAUAGUAUUGGCGGAUUUUGGCUACUGACAAAUUUAUGGAUAGCAUAAUUGUGUCUGUCAAACAGGUAGGCCUGCCUCAUUUUGUUAUUUUAUAGGAAGAAAUAAGCUCCAACAAAGCCCUCUUGUUAGUGAAGUCAAAAUGAAAAUGAAGACGGUUGUUUAAAUGAAUUAUUUUCAGCACCAUUUGCUGUCCACCUCGGUUUGAUUAUUCUGCAUCCGCUCCAAAGCUGAUGUUUGCCUUUUUAGUUGACUUUCACCUGCACUAGCUCCUCAUAAGGUAAUGAUUUAAAAAGUGUCUCAUGACAUUGUAAUACAUGUGGUCUCCAGUCUAUGGGCUACAGAAAAACCACAUGCGGUACUACUUUCAACUGUAGGCUACAUCAUUUAGCCCAUGUUAAAUUAAUUUGAUGGAGUGUUGAUGGAGGUGCAUUGUUUUUGGGCAGAAUAAUGUGAUGUGUUAUGUGUUGUUGAAGGUGCGUCUUGGUCAGUUUAGCUCGGAAAAUGCCGCCCUCGUCAAACUGCCGCUCUAGGUGGCUGCCUAAUCCUGCCUAAUGGGCGGGGCCUGCCGUGGGGCCUAAUCAUAGUUAUAUUUAGAAUCCCUAUUAAUUCAAUAGCAUCUCUGUGGUCCUAGUCAUAAAGAUUUGUCAUUUGACUUUUAAAAUGUGUUACCAAUGUAUUACCAGUCACAUCGUUUUCAUCUGAUUGUCAAUCACUUCAAAGGGCUCCUUUACUAGGCUACCCGUGCAAGUUUCUCCACUCACAACAUAUUUCAAGCCUCUGAAAAAUAGGUGAAUGGAAAGAGACAUAUGUUACACAAAACACCAAGUGUAAAGACAUUUGUCAACUGUCAUUAGGCCAGAAUUAAUGCCUCCACUGCUGUCCCCGUUCGGUUUCCGCCACUCAUCUCUGCCUUGGCAAAAUGUCAAUGUUCUCGUCUAACCACAUCGCAAUUUGGAGCGUAGGCUAUACCACCUUUCAAGUCCAUUCGCACAUUUUUCAUGAUAAAUAAUGGUGUAAUAAACGACAGUUUUCUUGACAUUUUGUUUUCAUUAUUCUGAUGGGCUCAUGUUUUACUGGUACAACGUACCCCCACUAUUUAUUUUGCCGGGAUGCCGUACCAGACCACUUUACUUUCACCCCUGCCAAUAUCUCUUAACUUUAGCGUAGUGAAUAACUUGUGAAUAACGAUCUGAUACACCUCUCUUUCUCAGGACUUCUGGCCAGACAUCAGCCAACGCCAACUCGUCUCGCUCCCACGCCAUCCUGCAGGUGAUCCUGCGGAGGAGGAAGCAGGUGCACGGGAAGUUCUCCCUGGUGGACCUGGCGGGGAACGAGAGGGGUAUUGACGUUCGCAGCAGUGACAGACAGACCCUCGUAGAGACGGCCGAGAUCAACCGCAGCCUGCUCGCUCUCAAGGUGAAUACAACUACUGUCUACAACUACUAGCUUAGUGCACACGUGGUAGCAAAACAUUCUGCAACGGAAAAUGUUUAUUGGACAUGUUCAGUUAGUCCCUCCAUUUUGUGCCUAGUGAAUAUCAUCAUAUAGCAGGCAUACACCACCUGUAUGUACAGCAAAACCCUUCAGAAAUGUGUUGGCAAUGUCACCAGUGGUAUCAAUGUAACAAUAUCUUUUGACCUCAAAAUAAGAGUUUAAAUGUGUAUGAUUUGAGAAUAUUCAGUGAGGAGCUAAUUCUUUCUACAGUGAGGGAAAAGAGUAUUUGAUCCCCUGCUGAAUUUGUACGUUUGCCCACUGACAAAGAAAUGAUCAGUCUAUAAUUUUAAUGGUAGGUUUAUUUGAACAGUGAGAGACAGAAUAACAACAUCAAAAUCCAGAAAAAUGCAUGUAAAAAAAUGUAUAAAUUGAUUAGCAUUUUAAUGAGGGAAAUAAGUAUUUGACCCCUCUGCAAAACAUGACUUAGUACGUGGUGGCAAAACCCUUGUUGGCAAUCACAGAGGUCAGACGUUUCUUGUAGUUGGCCACCAGGUUUGCACACAUCUCAGGAGGGAUUUUGUCCCACUCCUCUUUGCAGAUCUUCUCCAAGUCAUUAAGGUUUCGAGGCUGACGUUUGGCAACUCGAACCUUCAGCUCCCUCCACAGAUUUUCUAUGGGAUUAAGCUCUGGAGACUGGCUAGGCCACUCCAGGACCUUAAUAUGCUUCUUCUUGAGCCACUCCUUUGUUGUCUUGGCCGUGUGUUUUGGGUCAUUGUCAUACUGGAAUACCCAUCCACGACCCAUUUUCAAUGCCCUGGCUGAGGGAAGGAGGUUCUCACCCAAGAUUUGACAGUACAUGGCCCCGUCCAUCGUCCCUUUGAUGCGGUGAAAUUGUCCUGUCCCCUUAGCAGAAAAACACCCCCAAAGCAUAAUGUUUCCACCUCCAUGUUUGACGGUGGGGAUGGUGUUCUUGGGGUCAUAGGUAGCAUUCCUCCUCCUCCAAACACGGCGAGUUGAGUUGAUGCCAAAGAUCUCCAUUUUGGUCUCAUCUGACCACAACACUUUUACCCAGUUCUCCUCUGAAUCAUUCAGAUAUUCAUUGGCAAACUUCAGACGGGCAUGUAUGUGUUUUCUUGAGCAGGGGGACCUUGCGGGCGCUGCAGGAUUUCAGUCCUUCACGGCGUAGUGUGUUACCAAUUGUUUUCUUGGUGACUAUGGUCCCAGCUGCCUUGAGAUCAUUGACAAGAUCCUCCCGUGUAGUUCUGGGCUGAUUCCUCACCGUUCUCAUGAUCAUUGCAACUCCACGAGGUGAGAUCUUGCAUGGAGCCCCAGGCCGAGGGAGAUUGACAGUUAUUUUGUGUUUCUUCCAUUUGCGAAUAAUCGCACCAACUGUUGUCACCUUCUCACCAAGCUGCUUUGGCGAUGGUCUUGUAGCCCAUUCCAGCCUUGUGUAGGUGUACAAUCUUGUCCCUGACAUCCUUGGAGAGCUCUUUGGUCUUGGCCAUGGUGGAGAGUUUGGAAUCUGAUUGAUUGUUUCUGUGGACAGGUGUCUUUUAUACAGGUAACAAACUGAGAUUAGCUGGACUCCCUUUAAGAGUGUGCUCCUAAUCUCAGCUCGUUACCUGUAUAAAAGACACCUGGGAGCCAGAAAUCUUUCUGAUUGAGAGGUGGUCAAAUACGUAUUUCCCUCAUUAAAAUGCAAAUCAAUUUAUAACAUUUUUGACAUGCAUUUUUCUGGAUUUUUUUGUUAUUCUUUUCUCUCACUGUUCAAUUAAACCUACCAUUAAAAUUAUAUACUAUAGGUCCAGAGUAGAGCCUGACCAAUAUUUUUUUUUUGGGUCCGAUUUGUUUUUUUUGGGGGGGACAACUUUCCGAUACAAUAGAUCUGCCGAUAUAUACUGUUUUACGCAGAGAAAUGGAAAAGUAAAAGAAAAUUACACUGAAUUCUCAUAAAUUGCCUUCUAAAAGCGCAAUUGUCCAAUAAUGUUAAAAUGUUGAUUUCUUACAUUGUGAAAUUAAUGACACAUGAUAAUGGCCACAAGUGUUCAGAUAAGCAUGAGAUUCCCCUUUUCUGUCAUUUAUUGACUCGGUGGAAUUAUCUGGCUCUAGUAUAUUUCCUUGCUGUCCAAUUUUGCUAACUAUUUUCCUCUAUCCAUCUUUUGGGGAAUUAUUUUAUGCUCCUGGACUGUCUAGCUUUCGUUUCGAUGACUGAAGAUACUAUAUAAAUGUGGGUCAAUUUAUUUCUACACAGUUACAAUUAGGUUUUAGUUUGGAUGUAACGAUUCACCGAUACGCGUCGUUCCCGAGUCAGACGUUUUAAGAUAUGACUACAUCGGUCCGCUGACCCCAAACCUAUCCAAAUGUAGCAUGCAUAGGUCAGAAAAUAGAUUAAGAUGUUACAAAACUUCUAUUCACAUUUUUUGGUGGUAGUGGGCUCAGAUCAGGUGCCUACAUAGAGUAAUAUACACCAUAGACAUGCAUCAUUUACGCACACCCAGAAGUCAGCUCCGACAGAUCCAGCUCGGGGAGGCCCAGUUUAGGAGCUCCAUCAGCAGAUUUGAAUUUGGAAUGGAAAAUGAAUGCGUUACUGCAUCGAAUCAUAUCGAACCGAAUCACAUCGAUUAGUUCUCUAAUCAAACCAAAUCGCACUGAAUCAUUUCAAACCAAUCGUUCCUGCAUCGUAUCGGAGCUUAUGUACCUAGGUACGUAUCGAAUUGUCUUGAAAGGGAAAGAUGCACAUCCCUAGGUUUUAGUAAUUUCAGUGUCGAUUGAGAUCGUUUUUCUCUAUUUAAAAAACAAAUGUUUACAUUUUUGGGCCCAAACCACCCACGUGCCGGAUUUAGUGGGAUCUGUAUGUUUGACACCCCUGGUCUUAACGCUGCUUGCUCCCUCCUCUCCCUGUAGGAAUGCAUUCGCUCCUUGGGGAUGGACAGCCACCACAUCCCCUUCAGGAUGAGCAAGCUGACACAGGUGCUCCGAGACUCCUUCAUCGGAGAGAACUCCAGGACAUGCAUGGUAAGGCUUGUCUCCUUUCUUUGGGCUUUAGCUCUAGAGGCACAUGUGCUUGAUAAUGACAGCAAUGGAGUUGUCAAGAGCACCAACAGAUCUGGGACCAGGCUAAGCUGUGGUUGUUCCCCCUCUCUUGAAAAGGAAAAGGUGCUCACCAUUUUUUUUGACUCGUUGUUUUAUUUAAGCAAAGUUAAAAGAUUGACGUUUCAGACAUCAAUGACCUUCCCUCUCUCUACAUUACUAGAAGGUAGACCUAAUAUCGGGUAUAAUGUUGGUUGGUUUUCUUAUUUUCCAGAUUGCAAUGGUGUCUCCUGGAAUGUCCUCAUGCGAUUCCACUGUAAACACACUACGCUAUGCAGCCAGGUACCGUCAAAACAAUCAAUGGAUAUUAUCCUUAUUAUUUUGUUGUUUUUCCAGUAGUAAGCCUAAAUGUAAAACAAAUUUGUUGUCAUAGAGUGAAGGAGCUGAACGGGACGUCAAAGGUGAAUGAUGCUGAUCUUCCCAAGAAGAUUGAGAUGGAAGUGGACAGCUCUUCAUCAGAAGAGGUGAGAUCAAAAGACCAUGGGCCCUGGUCAAAAGUAGAGUGCUAUAUAGGGAAUAGGAUGCUCCUCGCCUGUUUAGUUGCUUAGCACUGAUUGGUCCUCAGGGGACAGACUGUGCUAAUUAAGUUUUUAAAAAGAGAUUUUACAUUUUAGUCAUUUAGCAGAUGCUCUUAUCCAGAGUGACUUACAGUUAGUGAGUGCAUACAUUUGUUUCAAAAAAAAAUUUCUGACCAGAUACUUCCUGUUCUUCAGUGUGUCAUAGCAGAGGUUCCCACACUUUUUAACUCGGGGGGGGGGGGGCUCCCCUUCCAGCAUUGAGGAACAUCCCGCAACCCCCCCGUGCAUGCGCCAUGUCAAUUUCUAUGGGCACAAGCACUGUUCAUGACACAAACUGUUCACACCCCUCUUGUUGCUGGAGAGAAUUUUGCAGGUUUAAAGCUAAUUUUAUUUUUAAUUCUAUACAUUUUGCCAUGUCUAAUGUGUAUUCAUGUGAUAUUUUGGUGACAAAAACAUUACAAUAUAUGUGGGCUAAAAAACCUAAAUAAACACAGUUAGCUGACAUGGGCUAGUUGAUCUGGACAUUUCUGACAAGUAAUAAAUAGCUCUCGAAGGUAUUCAAUGACUAACACGACAAGAGGAACUGAUGAUGCACUACCCAAUUUCUAAAUUGCUCCUUGUGCAUUCUACUAUUACAACUUUCAAGAGUACGUUUUAAAGCCGGACUGAGUUCCUAGAUGGCGCGUCCCCCAGUUUGGGAACCACUGUAGUAUCAAGUGCUAAAGUGGGCAUGUUAUUGACUUCUGAUCUUCUUUGCAGGACUCCAUUGUGCCCAUGACCGAUGUGUACGAGGCCAUAUCCCAGGUGUACGAGGCCAUAUCCCAGGUUUCUGAGCUGGAGGAAAGGGUACACGAGGAGUUGAUGGUAUACCUAUAUCUAUGUCCCAAAGACUCCUUGUCUGACAUAUUCUGAACCUAGAAUUGCAAUAUAAUUUGAUGCAACUGCAGGGCUCGACAUUAAUGCUUGUCCGGGGCAAGUAAAAUAAAUAUUUGGACAAGCAGAUUAUAGAUUUAAGUUGUCUGAGUGGACAAGUAUAUAUAUUUUUUUAAGUAACAUGCAAAAUUCACUAUCAAACAAUUAGGCUACUCCGAUCAUAAUUGGAUCAGUGUCCUCCAGAUGCGAUGUUUUGCUCACUGUCCUCCCAAUCUCUGCAGAGCGCAUUGGAAUGUAAUUAUUGUAGGCCUACAUUGACAGGCAUGAGCUGUCUUUCAAUCAUGCAGUUGUGAGAUGCGUUUUUGAGAUGAAAAUCAGCCUAGCCGCAAUUGCACAUUUGUUGAUAAUUGCUAGUGAGUCAUUUGCCCAGUUAUAGCACAUUUUUGGUUAGCAAUGAAAAUCCUGGAAAAGUCAUGGUGUGUGCAUCACCUGUGUGUGAGCCAGUGCGCCGUUGCCAGAGGAGAGAGCAAGAGAGACAUUUUGCACAGCGGGUAAAAUAAUGACAUACAACAGACUAACUAGAUUACCAGCCAAACUACACAAUGUUUUGAAUUGACUAUCUCGCUAGAUAACUAUUAGCAUGCUUUAAUGUCAUGUCCGAUGUCUUAAAAUAACUUUUCACUGGCACUAGUGUAUAACUGCAAAUGGCCAACACACAGUUGAUGAAACCAAUGCUGCAUACUGCGGUUCUAAAACAGUCUCUCAAGCACUCAAAAUUGGCUAGGAUUCUCCUCUAUUCAAUACUGGCCAUGUAAUUCUGACAAAGUUAACAAAUAUUCUUAGAAUAGCCUAACUGACAAGUAUCUCCUAUGCUGUCAAGAUCUCCCAUGAACACUGAAUAUUUUAACCUUACCAAUAGAUAAACGUCUUUGUUAGCUACCUCGUCCACAUUAGCCAUUUGAUCACUAGUUCAUUGAAUGAGGGAAUUAUUUUAUAAAGACAAAGUACUUUUAUUAAGUACUUUUAUAAAGACAAAAAGUACUUCGUUGUAAAAUAAUGUUGCAGGGUGGCCAACCCUCCUCCUGGAGAAUCCAGGAGAGCUACUGGGUGUGCAGGCUUUUGCUCCAGCCACGUGUUUUAUACAGUAGCCUGUCAGUGCAGUGUUUUACUUUGGGGGGGUUAAGUGCCUUCCUCAAGGCCUCAACGGCAGGAGAUAUAAUACAUGGGAUCAGAGAGCAGCAGCUUUCCAUUGUCAACACCAGUGACAAUAAUGAAGGUUGUUCUGUGUAGUGGUUCCUUGCAUCAUACAACACAAUUUUCUGUCAACUUUUUGGUUGGGGGCAAGUGACUUGAGCUUUCGGACAAGUAAAAAAUCUAUCCUACUUGUCCAAAGAACAAGUUGCUGAUAAGUUCAUGUCAAGCACUGCAACUGGACUGGAAAUAACAAAUAACCGUAGUGUUAAAAUGAUACUGUGUAAUGACACUUUUUUUGAAUGACUAAGUUCACUGUCUUUGUUUUCUUGUUUUCUGUUGUACAGGGAGCCAGUAAUAUUCUCAAGCCAAUGGAGAUGCCAUCAUAUGACAUUGAGGCUGGGGUGACAGAUAUUGUGGACUAUGCAAGAAAAUUACUGGGUGUGUGGAUGUGUUAAGAAACCAGCUACAUUUUGUAAUUCCAUCAACAACAAAAAUUCUCAGCCUAACCUGAGGUCUGAAGUCAAGGUUGAUCCCAAGUGCAUCCUCUAGCUUUUCUAACUCUGGCCUUGGCUGAUUAUUAUUUUUUAUUUUUUACAGACACAGUCCUGGCAUUGCAGUCUGCCAUUGAUGGAGAGCGACUGGCAAGGAUGUCACCCAAAUCAGGUUAUUGCUGAGAGGGACAGCCACUCAACUUGUUCACUUGGACAUAUUUUUCUAAUAAGUUUCAUGGAGUUGUUUUCUCAUGCAAUAACUAUUAACCAUUGUGCAAGGGUUCAAUUGGGCAUAAAUUCCCUUCCGCUAACUUUAAUUAAUGGUAAAUGAAAGAAAACACAGCCUCUCACUACAUACCAUAAAUGUCCAUGAAAGUAUGUUAACAAUUCAUGUUUUAAAUUGAUUUGUAUUCAAACUGGAGAUUUGUCCAACAUUUAAAUGAUUUAUGAAUAUAAUAAAGGUCUUUACCGGUAUGUUAUUUUGUUGCAUUUAUCAACCAACCAUUUGCCUGAUGCUGUUUAAUUUCCUUCAAGAA